This is a messenger RNA of Williopsis jadinii, 901 nucleotides long. It is a transcript of the gene YPT52, whose product is annotated as Rab family GTPase YPT52. The record is from RefSeq and is a predicted model, not a curated record. Bases 189 to 803 code for a protein of 204 amino acids. Gene Ontology annotation, molecular function: GTP binding; GTPase activity. NCBI's taxonomy places the organism in Eukaryota, Fungi, Ascomycota, Saccharomycetes, Phaffomycetales, Wickerhamomycetaceae. The transcript has a single exon.
AAAUUUACUUUGUUGUCAUCAACUCCACCACCUAUCAACGCAUUAUACGGGACACUAUCACGGAUAAAACCUGUUGUAUACCGAUCAGAUCACAUCACUGGGGGAAAGUCUAACCGCUGGUGUUGAAACAUAUUACGACAUUCUAAUAUUACCCACUCAUCUGACAUACUGCACAUUUGAUAUUCGAUAUGUCCGCAACUCAACAAGAACCUCGUUUCGCACAGUUUAAACUGGUGCUUCUUGGUGAAAGUGCCGUCGGUAAGUCAUCCAUAGUUCACAGAUUCGUCAAGGACUCAUUUGACGACUUCAGAGAGUCCACGAUCGGCGCUGCAUUCUUAACACAGACCAUCCAACUCGAUGAAAACACAACAAUCAAGUUUGAGAUCUGGGAUACCGCCGGUCAAGAGCGUUACAAGUCUUUGGCACCAAUGUACUACAGAAACGCCAAUGCUGCCGUGGUGGUUUACGAUAUUACACAGGAGGCUUCACUUGAGAGGGCCAAAUCGUGGAUCAAAGAGCUUCAAAGACAAGCUAACCAGGAUCUUGUGAUUGCGCUUGCUGGGAAUAAGUUGGAUUUGGAGUCCGAGAGAAAAGUCGCAAAGGAAGCCGCUCAGGCAUAUGCUACAGAGGAAGGCCUGCUCUUCUUUGAAGUCUCUGCAAAGACAGGCCAAGGUGUGAAGGAAAUUUUCCAGAGCAUUGCAGAGAAGUUGCCACUGGAGAGCCAAAUAAAGUCCAAGAGCCAGCCAAAGAGUGUGAACCUCCAAAGACCAAGCACAAACAACCAAUCAUCUUGUUGUUCUUGAUCCACUCAGGUUGAUACCAUUUUUAUAAGUUUGUUUUCAUCUUUUUUGUCUUCCAGAGAGUUCUCUUUCUUCAUGACAUGUAAGCUUCUUCUUUUCCC